Messenger RNA from Williopsis jadinii, 666 nucleotides. RefSeq lists its product as uncharacterized. The record is from RefSeq and is a predicted model, not a curated record. The transcript has 3 exons. The coding region runs from base 1 to 666 and encodes 221 amino acids. Gene Ontology annotation, biological process: GMP biosynthetic process. Gene Ontology annotation, cellular component: cytosol. Gene Ontology annotation, molecular function: GMP synthase activity; ATP binding. Lineage: Eukaryota; Fungi; Ascomycota; Saccharomycetes; Phaffomycetales; Wickerhamomycetaceae.
AUGCUCCAGGUGCACCAUACGACGACAAGGCUGUCUUCAACCUCAGAGUCCCACUCUGAGAUAUCUGUUACGGUAUGCGUGAAACUGCCUGGGUCAACAGUACUGGAGUUAGUAGAGGUGAGAGAAGAGAACACGACUCUGUUCAAGGACGUUGAGCAUUCAAAGGGCUCGAUAUCCCACUGUGAUGAGCUCUACUGUUCGCCUGAGCGUCUCAAGGUUAAUGCUACAUCUGAUGAGUCCCCAUACUGUGGUAUCGCCAACGAGGCUAAGCAUAUUUACGGCAUCCCAUGCUAUCCGGAGGUUACUCACCUUGAGAAGGGCCAGGCAAACUGGUCCAUGGAGAACCUCACCGAUACCGAGAUUAACAGACUGAGAGCCCUCGUUGAUCCUGACACCGAGGUUAUCGGUGCUGUCUCUGGUUGUGUCGACUCCACUGUUACUGCCAAAUUGACGGCUGAGGCUAUUGGUGACCGUAUCCACGCCAUCUUGGCUGAUAACGAUGUUUUUAGAAAGACUGCUGGUUUGGGUAUCAACUUGACAGUUAUCGAUGCUUCAGAUGAGUUCCUGGAUGAGCUCAAGGGCGUCACUGACCCAGAAAAGAAGAGAAAGACCAUUGUUGACACAUUCAGCCAUGUUUUGAACGUGAAGCUGCCAACAUCAGGCUAA